AUGGGAGCCGCACAAUCAGCGGAGGACACAAAACAGGACGCAGGAGCAGGAGCAGAAGCGAAAGCGGUUGACGGAGUAGAUGUUCAGAAGAAAGAUUCCGGAGAAGCAGCUGUAGGCGAUGGUGCCGCGGGAGCAAUGGUCUUGGAGAAGGCGGAGGCUCUGAUGGAGCCAGAAAAGCAGAUGACUGAAGCCUUGAAGCAGAGCGAUCUCAAGAAACAAGUGAAGACCGUCGUCAGGACGGAACAAAUUGUUUUCGAAUGCGAGAGUCCGAGCUACAUCAAACAGCUGGCGACUAGACUCGCGGCGUACAUGGACACCUGUAAGGCCGGAGACUCCGGCCGAGAAGCGGGGAAGCUCUUCACCGGAGCAAUCGACAAGAUGAUCAAGAAUCCCACCGGUAAGAAGCAAGCUCAAAAAAGCAAGAAGUCUGCCAAUAAGUCGGGUAAGCGCAGCUGGUUCCCGUGCGGUCAGUCGAAUGUUAAGCACGUCAAGAAAGACGUCCUGGAGAAAAGUGGUGCGAAAGAGGCGCUCGAUAAACUUGAUUUAAGUAAGCCUGCACUCCCUGCUGCCGCAGCUGGCGGGUGGUGUCCUCCGUGCGCGCCCUCUAACCGCUCGGGUGAACUCGAGAAGAAGACUUCGGGCUCUAAGAAGUCGAGCAAAGCUAAGUCCGGUGAAGGGUCUAAGGCAUCGUCGAAGAAGCCCAGCAAGAUCCCGGGGAGUGAUGCUGCGAAAGCUGGGAGAAAACCCAAAGGGACCAAGAAAGUCGAAGAAGUCAAGCAAGUCGAAGAAGAAAUCGUCGAAGAAGUCAAGCAAGUCGAUGAGGAAAUCGUCGAAGAACAAGUCGAGGAAGUCGAGGGGCUCAAAAAAAUCGAAGGAUCAGAAAGUUUCGAAAGGGACGAAAAAGACGAAAAAGUCGAGGAAGACUGGAUAUACAAGUCGGAUCCCAUGCACGGAUAUCCGCAGCUCGGCCACCCAGUUGUAAGAGCUCUCAGAAAGAGCUCUGUGCAUAAGCUAUUCCAAAUCGACGAAGGAAACGCCACCCAGUACCUGUUUUUCGAACAGUUCGGCGUGACUACGAAACCGCACGGCCAUCGAGUAUUGAGUGUUCAAAGCUGUCGAAAAAAAUUGGGUCAUUCAUUCGUCUACUCUUUUGACUCGACCGUUUUUCGUCUCGCCAUACCUCAGAAUUAUAGAGAAAGAUCCUUCGCUACCCUGGUGUUCUCGAGAUCUGCGAGCAUGCUGGUCAUCGGAGCUCUGGCCCCGUCGGUCGCCGUCUGCAUUUACGUUGCUGCCACAUCAAGAAUCACAACCGACAAGCUCUUCGAUCGAAUACUUGACAAAUUCGACGUUUUCAUAAACGCCUUCACCUUCUGCGUGAUGCGAUUUCACUCUCAUCUCGGAGAGCUCAAUUUCCCGUCGAGAAUUGCCUUCGCGUUCGCCGCAUAUUACAGCGUCAUUUUCUUGAAUGUACUCCAAGGUGAAGUUGUUUCUUCAUCUCAAGGGUCACGCAUCCCGGAAUCUCGCUGCUCCUAUGACUACUGCGCGAACGUCGACGUUAAGAGCUUGCUCAGAUCGAGAAAGGAUCGAGGUAAAGACCUGGCCUACAGCUUUGUUGCAUCGGAGUCCGGGACCAUCGGUCCUCAGCCACCUUUGCGUAAGUGUCGACGCCGAAAGAAAGAACUGCAGGAAGCGCACCACUCGAUCGCCUUUGGGAAUGAAACGCUCCUCGCUCUGCUAUACCUCGGGAGAGGUAUCUGUGGAAGGUCUGACCUGAUGAGGAUACAGGCAAAUUCAAUCAAGUCGAGGGGUUUGCUCCUAGAGGAGGGACUUUCCCUCGAGGAGAGAUCCACUCAGCUGUGCGCCGAUUUCUAUGUUCCCUGGAUUCUGCGGAGAGCGCUAGAAAACUCGCUGUUCGCUUUCUCUUUCUUUGAUAUGCAGGGUGGUUUCAAUCAGAAACACGACCAGCGCGAAAUCGAAUACUGGUCCAGAGACGAUGCGCAGAUCAGGCGGGUGAGACUUUUCUUAAAAGAGAACCAACAAUAUCUCAGGAAACUGUAUGCGAAGCUGAGGAUGUCCGGCAGCGACGGCACCACCUCGUUAACACUUAUGUCGCUCAAGGCCUUCUUGUUUGUCACCCUGAUCUUGAUCCUCAUCAGUGUGGUGGUUCUCGUUCUGGAAAAAUGGAGGAACCUCUUUCUUCGCCUAGGGAGCUCUUCGAAGCUCCGGACACAGAGCAAAUGGAAAUGCUUAAUCGAGGAAGUAUUCACCGAUUCCGACAUUAAGGACGGAUCGGUGAAACCAGGAGCCAUAUUGGCCAAUGAAACGUGGCUGAUGAAUGAAGAAUGUCCUCCACAAAUUCCCCAGUGCGAGUGGUUCGGGAGCAACCGCGAGGAGGAAACAGGGAAACACGUGAAAGCCGGUUUGGGUUUUCUCAUCCCGGGUGAUCUAGGUCGAGUAAUUGCCUUGAGGACAGAAAUUCGAGGAUCGGAAUGGAUUUCCGAGUCAGUGUACGUAGCCCACGAGAGAGGACGACAAAAUGGUCAGCUCUUUGAGGCCAUGACAGAAUACCUGCACCAAGCAUGCAGUGGGGAGACGCACGUAGUGAUUUGGUGUGACAUGAAUGCCCACAUAAACCAAUUCGCAGAAGUGGAAAAUUCCAGAGCCUACAGGAAACUCAGAGGUAUGGAGAUUGAUGAGGAGAGAUUGAGAACCCAGAUCUCAGACCACAGUCUGAUAACAGCUGAGUUCAUGAUCGAGAUGAGGAAUGUCCUAAACAUAUCGAAAGCCGAAGGGAAACCUAGAGCCAUGGUAGACAGAACCGGAGCGAGCAUAGAAACCAAGGAGACCCUGAGAAAGGAGAUGCUGGGCGAUCGGUCGGCUAUGUACGGAACUCUUGGGGAGCAAUAUUAA
Messenger RNA from Galendromus occidentalis (western predatory mite), 2910 nucleotides. RefSeq lists its product as uncharacterized. Bases 1 to 2910 code for a protein of 969 amino acids. NCBI's taxonomy places the organism in Eukaryota, Metazoa, Arthropoda, Arachnida, Mesostigmata, Phytoseiidae. The record is from RefSeq and is a predicted model, not a curated record. The transcript is spliced from 11 exons.